Messenger RNA from Solenopsis invicta (red fire ant), 3429 nucleotides. Its product is annotated as cytochrome P450 4c3. Lineage: Eukaryota; Metazoa; Arthropoda; Insecta; Hymenoptera; Formicidae. Bases 1115 to 2578 code for a protein of 487 amino acids. The record is from RefSeq and is a predicted model, not a curated record. The transcript has 13 exons. Gene Ontology annotation, molecular function: iron ion binding; oxidoreductase activity, acting on paired donors, with incorporation or reduction of molecular oxygen; heme binding.
ACUAUGCAAAGUCAACGAACAAUCAAGGAGGUUUAUUAUAAGAUAUUGUACCAAAUUAAAACUUCUCUUUCUUAAAAGAAUUUACGAGGAAUUUUCCUUUAAGAAAUAAUGGAAACGAAUAUUGCGGAAUUACGUUCAAAGAAAGCAUGAUUUUUGUCUGAAACACUUUGCGAUAAAAACAAUAAAUUUACUUUUAUAAUUGUGCAGAAUGGAAAAAUGAGUUUCUAUUGGCUAAGAAAAGCACUUUAUAUGUCGAGUAUUUUUUCUUUCUUCACCUUUGCAAUAAUCUACAGUCUACAAUUAAACUUCUAAACAUAUUACAUAUUUUUAUUAUUAAAUGCAAACGUGUUAUCUUCAAAUUUAAAAUUAACUAUUGUUACAUCCGGAAGAUUCCAUUUCCGAUUUCCCUUUUCGCAAAUAACAAACAUCCUUCGUUUAUUAUAAAAAAAAAAUGAAACAAAGUGAGGAAAUUGUCUUUGAAAUAUAUAACUCUCAAAUAUUACAUAAAGAGUGAUUGUUAAAUAUAAAUAUAAAGGAGAAAUCGUGUGAAGACUGGAUCGUGAGCAAUAUUUGCUUAUCUUAAUACAAUAAUCUGUAAGAAUGAACAAAAUCAAGACUUAAAGAAAAAAAUACUCAAGUUUUAUUUAAGUUUAGCGAUAACGAGAGAUAAGAUUAAUUUGAGACGUCGGACAAAAACUAUAAAAAUUAAAAUUUAUAACCUUAGCUUUAUCUGUCCAAAUACACCAAAUCUUAGUCUCAGUUCACUUGAUCAACUCCACCCUCUUUUCUAAGCUCUAUAAAAUGUCCAACUUCUUAGCACUUGUUGUUACUUUCUUUCAAGUUCCGACUCGAAGCUGUGCGCGUUAUUUUUAAAUCGCUUUAAAGUUAGAAUCUAUGCGCGAGAAUUUCAACCACGACUUUUAUACGCAAAACCGCCUAGUUUCAAGAUCGUUCUCUAUCAACAACCUCCAAGAAUCAUUUCUCUGCUAUUAUAAUUAUUUUGCAUUUUGGCCAAUAGAAAAAAUAAUUAUCGUCUAACAAAAUAUAUUUUGGAAGUAUUAAAUUGUAAAGUAUUUUCACAUGUUGAAAAUCCAAAGGAGAAACAGUGUAAAAUAUGUACGUACCUUUGGCUGUAAUCUUUGCAAUUUUGCUUAUGAUAUUUGUUAUUGGAUUUAAUAAGAAAGAAUAUUAUAAACUAAAAAGAAAUUUAAAAUUCGCUUUUUCGCUACCUGGUCCAUCUAUUUUCUCAUUGUUUAUCAACUCGUUGCAAAUUGCUUGCAAUUAUAAAGAAUUCAUAAACUGUGUAGAAGCAACUACUAAGAAAUAUGGUAACCUUACUCGUUUCAUCUUAGGAACAGAUUUAUUUGUAGUGCUUACUAAACCUGAAGAUUAUAAAGUCGUGCUUACACAUGUAAAUGGCAACAACAAAAGUACUGUGACCAAGCCGUGGGAAAUAUUUCUUGGCGAUGGAAUUAUCAGAACUUCAGGUGCUCCUCAUAAGCUUCGACGAAAAAUAAUACAGCCUCUAUUAAAUGUCAAACAUUCAUACGAAUGUGUAACAUUUUUCGACAUUUAUAGCAAUUAUUGUGCGGAUAAUUUAGAAAAAUAUGUCGAUGGUCCAAUGUUUGAUCUUAAGUUAUACAUAGCACGAUACUCGUUUAAUAUAUUUUUAGAGACAAUAUUGGGUAUUCAAGGAACAGCACAUGAAGGUGAACACGACGAAUUAUUGUAUUCGCAGGAAAUAUUGUUUAAAGGAGCACAUAACAGAUUAAUAAAACCGUGGCUACAGAUAGAAUGGAUUUUUUCUUUGACUAAAAGUGGAAAACAAAUGCGUGUUGCUCAAAACACUGUGCUUGAUUUCAUUUGUAAUAUAUCACCACAAAAAACAACAACUGUUUUUCACAAUUAUUGGACACGUGUGGAGCAAGUAUGUGGUAGUAUUACGAAUAAAUUUUGCGAAGUGAGCAACGAAAACUUUAUAGACGAUAUGAGAACUUUUUUAUCUGCUAUUCAUAGCACUGUUACAGAAACAACAUCCUUUAUUACACUAAUGCUGGCAAUGCAUACGGAAAUACAAGACAAACUGCGAGAAGAAAUAUCUGUCACAUUGGGUAAUAAUAAGAUUGAUGCCCAAAGUCUACUUUGCAUGCAGUAUUUUUAUAUGGUUUUUCAGGAGACGUUAAGGCUAUUCCCUGUUGCAUCUAGUGUUAGUCGGCAACUUACAGGAGAUAUUAAACUUGAAUCGUGUACUUUGCCAGAUGGAUGUUUCAUUAUGAUACCAACAUUUGCAAUUCAUCGUAAUCCUGCCUAUUGGUCCAAGCCGUUGGAAUUUAUCCCCGAACGAUUUUCAUUGAAAAAUUCGUCGAACCGCCAUCGUUACACAUAUAUUCCAUUUGGCACGGGACUCAGAGACUGCAUAGGUCAAAAAUACGCAUUUCUAUCUGUUGCGACUAUAAUAGUAAAUUUGGUGCGACGGUUUCGAUUUUCAACAACUAUCAGAAACGUAGCUGACGUUAAACUAACAAGCGAUAUUAUAUUACGGAGCCAAGGUGUUAAAUGGUCUAUAACUCACGUAUGAGAUAUAGACCAUUUAACACCUUGGGAACGAUAUGCAAUAACUAAUUGGUAAAUGUUAAUUACAACAUAAUUAUUCUUUUAUAGUUUAUUAAUAUUCUGUCAAUUCUACUGUCUGUGAAAUAUUGAUUGCGUUUAUGCAUAUCUGUGGUAGUCUGAUACACACUGAUACAGUUUAAAUUAUUUAUAAAAACGAUAAUACUUUUCAAAUCCAAAUACCAUAUGUAAGAUAUCAAUAACGAUAAAUUAUAAACAAAAAUGUAACACAGUAACAAUUUCCCAAUGAAGUAUGUCUGUGGUAUUACGCUCGAUUUCAAUCAACCUAAAUCAAUAGGAUAAAUCUUAUAAAUUUGCAUACUAAGUACUUGACUUAUUAACUGGAUGAGAGAACGUUAAAUAUAUUAUUUGCUUUGAUUAUUUGAGAUUUGCAUUUAACAAAUAAUGCGACAAAUAGUAUGUAUUUCAGGGCUUGGUAUUAUAAUUCGUAACUACGUCGCCAUCGCAAAUAUUAUAAAUUGGAUGUGUAAUUAAUUCAUUGAUCGAGUAGAAAGGGAGAAAUAGAAAGAGAAAUUGACAAAGUUUUGUAAUUUCUAUAAUAGAAAAAAAAGAUAAUUAAUAUUUGAAUAUAGUUACAUGAAAUAUUUUACAAUUCACGAAAUUUAUAUAUGUAAGUUACGUUUAAGAUUAAGCUCAUAAGUUGUGUCUCAAAGAAAUCCAUGUAAUCGAUUAAUUAAAUUGUUCGUAUCUAUUUGUCCGAUCGAAGAUGGCAGCACUUUUUGGAAUAGUUUAAAAAAUAUUUGUUAUGUGCUAGGUUUCAAAUGUAAUUAUGAAAAAAUAAUUAACUUGUUUUAGUUA